AUGGAUGACCUUUGCCCCCGCGGUUGGCUAACCGCCCGCUUCCUCUCUGCGUUUUCAGGCACAGGAGAAAGUGGCAAGAGCACUUUCAUCAAGCAGAUGAGAAUCAUCCACGGGUCGGGCUACACCGACGAGGACAAGAAGGGCUUCACCAAGCUGGUCUACCAGAACAUCUUCACCUCGAUGCAGGCCAUGAUCCGGGCAACGGAGACCCUCAAGAUCCCCUUCAAGUAUGAGCAGAACAAGAAUAAUGCCCUGCUGGUGCGGGACGUGGACGUGGAAAAGAUCAGCUCGUUCGAUCAGCCGUACAUUAGUGCCAUAAAAAUGCUGUGGACCGACCCCGGCAUCCAAGAGGCGUACGACCGCAGGAGAGAGUACCAGCUCUCCGACUCCACCAAAUAUUAUCUUAGCAGUUUAGAACGAAUAGCGUCUCCGGGGUACGUGCCCAGCCAGCAGGACGUGCUGCGGGUCCGAGUGCCCACCACUGGCAUCAUUGAGUACCCCUUUGACCUGGAGAAUAUUAUCUUCAGCUAUCUAAGUGAUCUGGAUCGUAUUGCCGAACCGUCCUAUCUACCAACCCAACAGGAUGUGCUUAGGGUUCGAAUCCCAACCACUGGGAUCAUAGAAUACCCUUUCGACUUGCAAAGCAUCAUUUUCAGGAUGGUGGACGUCGGGGGUCAGAGGUCAGAGAGGAGGAAGUGGAUUCACUGCUUUGAGAACGUAACGUCCAUCAUGUUCCUGGUGGCGCUCAGCGAGUACGACCAGGUCCUGGUGGAGUCGGACAACGAGAAUCGUAUGGAGGAGAGCAAGGCUCUCUUCAGGACCAUCAUCACAUAUCCAUGGUUCCAGAACUCCUCUGUCAUCCUUUUCCUGAACAAGAAAGACCUCCUGGAGGAGAAGAUCAUGUAUUCACACCUGGUUGACUAUUUCCCAGAGUUUGAUGGUCCCCAGCGGGACGCCCAGGCGGGCCGGGAGUUCAUCCUGAAGAUGUUUGUGGACUUGAACCCGGACAGCGACAAGAUCAUCUACUCGCACUUCACCUGCGCCACCGACACCGAGAACAUCCGCUUCGUCUUCGCCGCCGUCAAAGACACCAUCCUGCAGCUCAACCUCAAAGAGUACAACCUGGUGUGA
Menidia menidia (Atlantic silverside) is the source of this 1131-nucleotide messenger RNA. NCBI's taxonomy places the organism in Eukaryota, Metazoa, Chordata, Actinopteri, Atheriniformes, Atherinopsidae. The record is from the annotation of a GenBank genome assembly.